UGAGGAGGCACAUCUCAGCAUGCUGUCCAGGCUCUGACCUGGAAGAGGCUGCUGGCCCAUGCUGGGAGCACCAGAGCUCUGGCUUCUCUGUGCAGCUCCGGCCUGCUGUGGGCUGAUAGGGCCUCUGCAGAUGGAAGACUUUGUGUCUAGAGAUCCAGAGGACAGACGGCCACGUGGAGGAGCACACCAGACGCAGUGGGUCUCGGCUGUCAGAACCCCAAGUGCCAAGGGGGGAGACUGAAACUAGCAGGAGCCUGACAGCAGGAAGGGCAGUGGUGGGGCACACACUGGCCCCUCGGGUUCCACACUGAGGGCCACAGCUGCCACAUGCUGGAGGAAGGCAUCCCUGCAAGCACAGAGCUAGGGUCAGGGCUGAGCCACGUCUUGGGCAAAAUCGAGUUGUCAUGGGUCCCUAUAGGGAAAAGUCAGGUCUUAAACCCCCAGCCACUAAGAGCUGAGGUCUUUGAGUAACAGCUGACCUGAGGGCAAGAAGCAGUAGGGGGACUUCAGCGUCCAGUGACAGUGGCCCCUGGAGUUGUGUGGUGUGCUGCCCACGUGACCAUCCAAAGCGUGUGGCCCAGCCCAAUGGCCACGGCCUCAACCCACCUAUGGGAGCCACCAUGAGUCUGGGCCAGCACCUCCUGGACGAUCCUGCUGUGGGCUGAGGGACAGUCUUCCCUGAGCUCCAGUGUCUGUGCUCUGCUAGACUAUCGCUGCCCUGCAUUCUGCAGCUAACCAGUGCCUGCACACAGAAGCAUGCUGACCAGAGUGGAUGGCCACUGUGGUGGCAACUGCACCUGGGCAGGGCCAUCUGAGACCCCAGCCUGGCUCUCCGUCAGCCCUUCUGAGGGAGAGUGGAGUGAAGGAGUUCUGAGUACUCAGUUAUAGGCAGGAGCAGGGUGUUGGACUCACAACUGGCUGGCUGGGACCGGAGGGAGGGAAGGAGGUGACAUAGGUGCUGUGGGCAGGACAACUCAGGCCCAGCAUCUAGGCAGGCCAGGCCCACAGCAGGGUUGCAGCUGAGGCCAGCCUUCUCCACAGUGAGGCCUCUGGGGACAACACGUGAAGAUGUGGCCAUCUUGGGCAGAGCAUGCAGGCCCUCGCAUCCCAUUACAGCCAGGGUAAUACCUGUGUGACCGGAGCUGGCUCUGGGCACAGCGCCUGAGCCUGCUUGCCUGGGUGGAGCGACAGAGACUGCAGGGCUCAGGGUACCACCUGGCUUCCGCCUAAGAUACCUUCUCCAGGUUGGCGACCUUUGCCUACCAGCCCCUAUGCCCCUUGGGCUUGUCCUUGUGUGCCUUUUGCUUUGGGAGCCCCAGGCUGAAGCCCACAAGGGCAUCUUGUUCCCAGCUCUUGGCUGUCCCCAUGCACCAGGCGUUCCAAGAGCUCACUGGGGAGAGCCAUAGACUAGAUGUUUGGGAAGGCACCUUGGCCAGAAGGGCUGCUGGAAGCCCUGUGGCCAGUGCCUCCCUUGAGUGCCCUGUUCCUGGGCCCCACAGUAGACACUGGCCCAAGGUCAUGGGAUGUCCUCUGGCCUGUGAUAUGGCACUGUUCCCAGGCACCUGUGUUUACCUCAACACAGGCAGUGUGUUCCUGUGUCUUCUGCCAGCUGGCCUGGUCCCGGGCACCCUCAUAGGAGGGCAGGGCGGUGGGCACCCUCCUGGGGCUUCCCUCGCCCAGCUGCACUGGUGGGCAGUGCUCAGCCCCUGCAUUGUCCCUGAGGUCUCCCCACUGCAGGGAGGAGGCUGUGGACUGGGAUGGGGCUGGGUUGGCUCUGCCAGACUCAUCUUUUCUUGGGACCUUUUCCCCACCCAUCUGUCCCUGGAGACUUUAGCCCCAGGUGGACACAGGGCAUGGAUGCAGGCGCUUCGUGAACCGAGGGAAGCUGCGUGUGCCAGGCGAGAGCAGAGCACAGAAGGCAGCAGGCAGGUCCACUGUGGGCCUAUCCCAUCCCUACAGGCUGUACCCACAAGGCCAGGAAGGGAUGCAGGGUCUCCUAGCUCCACAGUGAGGUUGGGGACCCCUCAACUCCUCCUUCCUCCUCUUCUUGCCCCCCAGGUCUCUGUCUCCCUGCACCCAGGCAGCCCUCUGGAACAGCUUGCCUGUAUAUCUCUCCAUGAGGGUCCAUGCAGGUCCCCUCCACGUUGUCUCCCCACAGCCCUCAGCAACCCCAUCAUCUGCGGACAGGAUCACCCAUACCAUGUCCAACCACAGCCACAUGUCCCAGUGGUGGCUGGGGAUGCCCUGAUGAGGGGGUGGGCACUGCCGUGCAGUCAGCCCUGCCUGGACAGGACCCCUGCAGUCGAAGUGAGGCCCCAACAGGGUCCCCAGCAUCACGGACUCCACCAGCUAUUGCAGCAGAGGACCGGGAGGCUUGGAGUCUGCCCAGCACGCUGGAGGCAACAAUGCUGGCCACACCGUGGUGGUGGAUGGCAAGGAGUACGACUUCCACCUGCUCCCCAGUGGCAUCAUCAACACCAAGGCGGUGUCCUUCAUCGGCAACGGAGUAGUCAUCCACCUGCCAGGCUUGUUUGAAGAAGCAGAGAAGAACGAGAAGAAAGGUCUGAAGGACUG
Molecule: messenger RNA, 2574 nt
Organism: Cavia porcellus (domestic guinea pig)
Lineage: Eukaryota; Metazoa; Chordata; Mammalia; Rodentia; Caviidae
Gene: Adss1
Product: adenylosuccinate synthase 1
Exons: 5
Coding region: 1366-2535 (389 amino acids)
Biological process (GO): IMP metabolic process; 'de novo' AMP biosynthetic process
Cellular component (GO): cytoplasm
Molecular function (GO): adenylosuccinate synthase activity; GTP binding
Source: RefSeq, a predicted model, not a curated record